AUGGCCUCCCGUGUCCUUGUCUCUGGUCUCCCUCGGUCUCCCCCUCCCCUACCUCCGGGGCCUGGCCCUACCUGCGUUCCCUGUGUCAAGGGGCGGCAGCGGGCUGCCCCUCACUCCUCGGAGUUUCCUUUGACAGAGGCCCCGCUGCAGACGCUUCACAUGGACGUGUGGGGCCCGGCCCGCGUCCGUAGACAGGGUCACGAGCGCUACUUCCUACUGGUGGUUGUCGACUACUUGCGUUACACCACACUCUUCCCCUUGCGCAGCAAGGGUAAUGUCACUGAGGUAGGAGGAAAGUUCUCCUCUCGCCUUCUGCAAGCCUACUGUCGUGCACGAGGCAUCCGCCAAACCUUCACGCUUUCGGACUCACCACAGAUAAAUGGGAUUGCUGAGCGCCGCAUUGGCAUAGUCAUGGACGUCGCCCGUACGUCCAUGAUGCAUGCGGCUGCCCCCCAUUUUCUGUGGUCGUUUGCGGUUCCGUACGCAGCGUAUCAGAUCAACCUUCACCCCAGGGUCUCCAUGCCGGAGACCUCCCCAGCUUUGCUGUGGACGGGGAAGGUUGGCGAUGCGUCUGCGUUCCGUGUCUGGGGAUCUCGGGCGUUUGUCCACGACUUAUCUGCGGACAAGCUGUCCCCUCGUGCUGCUCCUUGCGUCUUCCUUGGCUUACCCCCUGACGCACCACGGUGGCAGUUCUACCACCCCACCUCUCGCCGUGUUCUGUCCUCCCAGGAUGUCACGUUUAACGAGUCGGUCCCCUACUACCGCCUCUUCCCCUACCGCACUCCGUUGUUUCCCCCACCACCGCUCUUCCUUACGCAGUCGAGCUUGUCGAGGUUUACUGGUGACUCUGGUGCUGAGCAGGUGGGUGCUACGCGUGGGGGUACUGAGCCUCCGGGUACUACUGCUGGGGGUGCUGAGCCUGGGGGUGCUGAGACUGGGGGUGGUGAGCCUGGAGGUGCUGAGCCUGGGGGUACUACGCCUGGGGGUGCUGAGCCUGGAGGUGCUGAGCCUGGGGGUGCUAUGUCUGAAGGUGCUGAGUGUGGGGGUGCCACGUUUGCAGGUGCUGAGCCUGGGGGUGAGGAGCCUGCGGGGGCUGGGCCUGGAGGUUCUCCGGGUGCUUUGUCUUGGCGGGGGCCACUCUCUCCACAGGAGCUGCGCGAGUGGUUUACCCGGCGCUGGAGGCGUGCUGCUAGAGCUGGAGUUUCUUCGGCUGCUGAGGUGCUGGUGCCACGGGUGCCAGAGGUGCUCGUACUGGGAGUGCUGGAGCUGCUGGGCCUGUGGGUGCAACUGGAGCUGGAGCUCCUGAGGGUGUUGGCGCUGAGGCUCCUACUGUUGGUCCUGGAGGCGGUCCUACUGGGGUUGCUACUGGUGCUGCUGGACGUACUUGAGCUGGAGGUGCUGUUGGCGCUGGUGCUGCUGUUGGCGCUGGUGCUGCUGCUGGGGGUACUGCGUCGUGAGCCUGCGUCUUGCCCUGCGUCGCGUGUCCGUGCUGCUCGCACUAGUGGUCGCGGUUCGCGUCACCAUCCUCCUCCUGUCCCUGGCACGCACCGGAUGUCUCUGCGUCCGUCCACUGCUCCUCUGCGUGUUCCCUUGCCUUCUCCUCCUCAGUCCUCUCUUCCUGCUCUUGCCGACCCGGAGUCGGACUCUCUUUGUGCUGCCAGUCCUACUGUCACGCGUCUCCUUGCUACUGUCGUCACUGACCCUUCCUUUGAGUCCACUGCUGCGUCUGCCCUCGUUGCUGAGCUAGUCGACUUUGCUGCUCGCUGUCGUCUCGACUACGCUGCUAGUCUUUUUGCUGAGUCUGCGUCUGUCUAUCCUCCGUCCGUCGAGGACCCGGAUGCGCUUGACAUCCCGACUUCGCGCUCUUACGCGGAGGUGAUAGAGGGUCCCUACUCCUCUAAGUGGCAAGCAGCUAUGGACGCAGAGAUGGCUUCCUGGAAGUCCACAGGCACCUACGUUGACGAGGUUCCCCCACCUUGGGCGAACAUCGUCAAUGGCAUGUGGAUUUUCAGGGUGAAGCGGCCGCCAGGCUCUUCACCUGUCUUCAAGGCGCGGUACGUGGCUCGUGGCUUCAGUCAGCGGCAGGGAGUUGACUACUGUCAUACCUUCUCUCCCACCCCGAAGAUGACCACUCUUCGGGUGCUACUACACAUAGCCGCUCAGCGGGACUACAAGCUUCACUCUCUUGACUUCAGCACUGCUUUCUUGCAGGGUAGCCUCUACGAGGAGAUCUGGCUGCGCCGCCCACUUGGCUUCACAGGGACUUUUCCUCCUGGCACCCAGUGGAGCCUCCAAUGGCCACUCUACUGUCUCCGCUAG
Molecule: messenger RNA, 2319 nt
Organism: Closterium sp. NIES-65
Lineage: Eukaryota; Viridiplantae; Streptophyta; Zygnematophyceae; Desmidiales; Closteriaceae
Source: the annotation of a GenBank genome assembly